Messenger RNA from Colletotrichum orchidophilum, 564 nucleotides. RefSeq lists its product as uncharacterized. The record is from RefSeq and is a predicted model, not a curated record. The transcript has a single exon. NCBI's taxonomy places the organism in Eukaryota, Fungi, Ascomycota, Sordariomycetes, Glomerellales, Glomerellaceae. Bases 1 to 564 code for a protein of 187 amino acids.
AUGGCGCCAGUAGCACCAAUCUCCAACACCCUCUCGGGCCUCGCAGCCGCUGCAGGUCUCACACCGCGCCACCCAUCAGACCUAUCACCAACGAGAACCCUCCCCUCCUCCAUCCGCGGCAUCUUCGCCCGUCAAGUCGUCACAACAAUCACAUCGACCCCCGAGACGACAGCAGAGAGCGCCUCCGAAAGUGACCUCAGCGGGGGCGCCAUCGCUGGCAUCGUCAUCGGCUCUAUCGCCGGCUUCUUCCUCCUCCUGUGGAUUGUCAAGUCGUGUGGUAUGUGGAGCCGGCCCAACGACUGGUCCGAGAAGAACGAGUACGACGAGCGCAGUCGCCGGUACCGCGGCAGAUCCCCGAGUUCGCGGUACCGGAGGCGUACCCAGCACCGGUACCACCAGGAGAUAUCCCGGUCGAGACACUCGCACAGCCGCCACCCUUCAUACGUGGUCGAAGAGGUCCGCUACUCGCUGCCCGUGGUCUCUGAUAAUAAGAGGAGGACGAGCGGGUCGCCUUUGCCGCCGGCGAAAGUGUACCGCAGCAGUCGCAGCAAGACAAGAUACUAG